GCUUCAUCAGGGAGAAAGAGGGGAAAGGGGGGGAGGCAAGUGUCGAGUAUAAAUAAGAUGGCUCGAUUCCUCGAACCUCGAGAUCCUCCCAGAGUUUGACAGCCAGUCCUCCUCCUCUUCCUCCAGCAAAGUCUACAAGAAGAGAAAAACCCCAAGAGAUGAAGGCUUUCACUCUCGUCGCUCUGGCGACCUCGGUCGCGUCGGUCAGCGGCCACUCCAUCUUCCAGAAGGUGUCGGUCAACGGCGUGGACCAGGGCCAGCUCAAGGGUGUCCGCGCCCCGUACAGCAACUCGCCCAUUACCAACAUCAACGACGCGGCCAUGGCUUGCAACACCAACAUCCAGCUCAAAGACAACACCGUCAUCAAGGUGCCCGCCGGCGCCCGCGUUGGCGCCUGGUGGCAGCACGAGAUUGGCGGGCCCUCGGGCCCCAACGACCCGGACAACCCGAUCGCCGCCUCGCACAAGGGCCCCAUCAGCGUCUACCUCGCCAAGGUCGAUAACGCCGCGACGGCGUCGGCCUCGGGCCUGCGGUGGUUUAAGAUUGCCGAGCGCGGCCUCAACAACGGCGUGUGGGCCGUCGACGAGCUCAUCUCCAACAACGGGUGGCACUACUUCACCAUGCCGUCGUGCGUCGCCCCCGGCCACUACCUGAUGCGGGUCGAGCUGCUGGCGCUGCACAACGCCUACUCGGCCGGCGGCGCCCAGUUCUACAUGGAGUGCGCCCAGAUCGAGGUGACGGGCUCGGGCACCCACACGGGCGCCAACUUUGUCUCGUUCCCGGGCGCCUACCCGGCCAACGACCCGGGCAUCGUCCUCAGCAUCUACGGCACCGGCGGCAAGCCCGACAAUGGCGGCAGGCCCUACCCCAUCCCCGGCCCGGACCCCAUUACUUGCUCCGGCGGCAACAACCCGCCCCCGACGACCACGACGGCGACCUCGGCCCAGAGCACCCCAACCGGCGGCUCCGGCGGCACCGUGCCCCUGUAUGGCCAGUGCGGUGGGAGUGGGUACACGGGCCCGACGACCUGCGCCCAGGGCACCUGCAAGGUCUCGAACCAGUGGUAUAGCCAGUGCCUUCCUUGAGAGAGAGGUUUGAUCUUCCCCAGAAAGACUUCCUCGAAAAAUUGCAGAUUGCAUGGAGGAGGAGGCUUGGUCAGGGGACACAUUCUUUGUAUAUAGUUGAUCUUUUGAUCUUGGCUUCAUGUCUAUACCUAGCUUCUGAAUGCAGUACAUAUGGUGCACAAUACAUGCGCAUACAUUUGGCCGGAU
Parathielavia appendiculata is the source of this 1271-nucleotide messenger RNA. Its product is annotated as carbohydrate-binding module family 1 protein. Gene Ontology annotation, biological process: carbohydrate metabolic process. Lineage: Eukaryota; Fungi; Ascomycota; Sordariomycetes; Sordariales; Chaetomiaceae. The coding region runs from base 159 to 1085 and encodes 308 amino acids. The transcript has 2 exons. Gene Ontology annotation, cellular component: extracellular region. The record is from RefSeq and is a predicted model, not a curated record. Gene Ontology annotation, molecular function: cellulose binding.